Molecule: messenger RNA, 554 nt
Organism: Oncorhynchus nerka (sockeye salmon)
Lineage: Eukaryota; Metazoa; Chordata; Actinopteri; Salmoniformes; Salmonidae
Product: CUGBP Elav-like family member 5
Exons: 3
Coding region: 18-554 (178 amino acids)
Molecular function (GO): RNA binding
Source: RefSeq, a predicted model, not a curated record
UGUGCUACCAGCUCAGAAUGGCCAGAUUCACUCAGACUGAAACAAGAAGGCAGCAGCAAUCACAUCAGCCCCAUCCCGCUCACACCAGCCUGGUUUUCACUGGACCUGGGGCACCACCUACCGAACAACCACUACUACUUAUCCCUCACCAGCACCAGUACUCCCAGAUCACAUUUCCUAAACCCAUGAACGGGUCAGAAUCCAUUUCCAUUCAUCCGGAGAGCGGCAAUAUGAAAGACCAAGAUGCCAUAAAGCUGUUUAUCGGGCAGAUACCGCGGAACUUAGAGGAAAAAGACCUGAAACCUCUGUUUGAACAGUUCGGGAAAAUCCACGAACUGACAGUUCUAAAGGACCGAUACACCGGCAUGCACAAAGGCUGUGCGUUCCUCACCUACUGUGCCCGUGAGUCGGCCAUCAAAGCCCAGAACGCCCUCCAUGAACAGAAAACACUGCCAGGGUUACCCCUUCUCCUGUGUUUCCUGGCCCCUGCUCUGGCCCCCGCUGAGACCCCCCUGCCUCCUCUUUUCCUGAGAUAUAACAUGUCAGACAAAUAG